CCCCCUCAAGAACAAUGGCAUGUCCAAUCUUUUUCUAUCUGUAAUCACUUCUUUCCUCUGUUGCGUAUUACAGUUAAAUGUCAAGAUAAAGGUGUCGUAUUUUGCUCGCACAACAAACGGGCGAAUCGAAAUGUAAUUAGUGUACAUAUAUUGUUGGAACAAAUUUUCAAUGAAAAUAACAAUGGCAUGGACACAGGUCAAAGAACAGCUAGGAGUAGCUAUCCAUACUUUUAUACAUGGAAAUCCUCAUGCAUUAAGAUUAACUGUUGGAGAAAUAGUAUAUAUAUUAGAAGAAUGUGGAGAUUGGUAUUAUGGACGCAAUAAAUUUAGAGGAACAUAUGGAAUGUUUCCAAAAUCUUACAUACAUGUUCUGCAACAAUCAGCUAAUAUGGAUUGUUUGAUACAUGAAAUUACAAACGUCUUAAGAGAAUGGGGACACCAUUGGAAACAUUUAUAUGUGAUUCAUUCAGAACAUUUUAGAACAAUGCAACAACAAAUUCUAGAAUUAAUAGGAUAUAGAAGUAAAAUUUUAAGUGGCACAUUGACAGUGGAUGAAUUAAAAGAUAUGAAAAGAUUAGCCACAGCUAAAAUUGAUACUGGUAAUCAGUUGUUAGGAAUGGAUAUGGUUGUUCGUGAUGAUCAUGGAAAUGUUCUUAACCCUGAAGAGACAAGUACAGUUCAAUUAUAUUAUCACCAUGAAACAGCUGCAGAAAGAAUAAGAAAGGCAGCUAAUGACACGAAGAAAAAGCCUUCUAAACCACAAGCACCUGUAUAUUCACAUAUAUUUUUUGUUAGUGUGAGAAAUUUUGUAUGUAAAAUAGCAGAGGAUGUUGAAUUAUUAUUAACUUUAUAUGAUGGUCGUGAAAUGAAAGCAAUUACUGAAAAUUACGUGGUGUCAUGGAGUAAGGAAGGACUUGCCAAAGACGUAGAUCAACUUCACAAUCUUCGUGUUUUAUUUACAGACCUUGGCUCUAGAGAUUUAGCCAGAGAUAAAGUUUAUUUAGCUUGUUAUGUUAUUAGGAUAGGAGGUAUGGAAGCUAAAGAUAUUGAUCACCGGCGUUCAAGCGUUGCACAAACAAAUAAAAAAAUUAAAAACACUGAAAAUAUGCGGAGACCAUUUGGUGUAGCAGCAAUGGAUAUUACUUUAUAUAUUGCUGGUAAACUUGAAGGUGACUCAGAUCACCAUCACUUUAUUCCAUUUGUACAAUGUUGUGAGAAAGAAAGUUUAGAUGGCACAUUACGUAGAAUUCUUUCCCAAAAAGAGACAAAUAUUCAAAAAAGUAAUAAUGGUAAUAGUGGCAGCUUUGGAGGUGGUCAGGGAUUAUGGGCUAGCUUGAAGUUGCUUAGAGGAGAUCCUAAACAAGUACGAGAUGAAAACCCCCAUUUAGUACUUGGUAAUGUUGCAAUUGCAAGAAAAAUGGGAUUCCCAGAAGUUAUUUUGCCAGGUGAUGUGAGAAAUGAUUUAUACCUGACAUUAAUUAGUGGUGAAUUUAAUAAAGGAUCAAAGUCCACGGAUAAAAAUGUCGAAGUUACGGUUAAAGUAUGUAACGAAUGCGGUGUACCAAUACCAGGAGUUAUGACACUGGGUGGUGGAACUUCACCCAUCGACGAAUAUCAUAGUGUUAUUUAUUAUCAUGAAGAUAAACCUAGAUGGUGUGAAACUUUCAAAAUUGCUGUACCUAUUGAAGAAUUUAAACAGGCUCAUUUGAAAUUUACGUUUAAACAUCGCAGUUCAAAUGAAGCAAAAGAUAAAUCUGAAAAACCUUUUGCCUUAAGUUAUGUAAAAUUAAUGCAACGUAAUGGAACAACAUUACAAGAUAUACAACAUGAGUUAUUAGUCUAUAAGUUAGACCAAAAAAAGUAUGAGGAAACUGAUAUUUCAUAUUUGAAACUGCCAUCAACGAGGGGUGAAUUGGUUGAACUAAAUGUUGAAAAAAAGCCAACAUUAGGAUCUUUUACUUUAAGUAGUAAAGAUAGUUUUUUGAUAGCAACUAAUAUUUGUUCAACAAAAUUAACACAAAAUGUAGAUUUGUUAGGUUUGUUGAACUGGGCAUCACAUAAUACUGACUUAAAAGAAUCUUUAGCUGCCUUGAUGAAGGUUGAUGGUGAAGAAGUAGUAAAGUUUUUACAGGACGUUUUAGAUGCCUUAUUUAAUAUACUAAUGAGUAAUUCAGACAGUGAUGUUUAUGAUGAUAUGGUAUUUGAAUGUUUGCUCUAUAUUAUUGGUUUAGUGUCUGAUAGAAAAUAUCAACACUUCCAACCAGUAUUGGAUUUAUAUAUUUCUGAAAGUUUCUCUGCAACACUAGCGUAUAAAAAAUUAAUAGCAGUAUUACGUAAACGCAUAGAUAAUGCAACUAAUAAUGAUGGGCAAGAACGUGAUAUACUUCUUAAAACAAUGAAAAGCCUUCAGUAUUGUAUGAGAUUUGUUGUAGAAUCUCGUCUUUUAUUCACUGAGUUAAAUCAAGAUGAAGAAGAAUUUUCUCAAACGUUAACAGAAUUAUUAAAAUCUAUUGUUGAACUUAUGAGACAUGAAACGGAUAGUACUUUAUUGGUUCAAGGAGCAUGCCUUAAAUAUUUACCAACUACUAUACCUCAUUUAUUACGAGUCUAUAGUGGCAAACAAUUGAGUACAAUUUUGACUGACUUAUUAAUUACUUUGCCAUCAGGAAGAUUGACUAAACAGAAAAUGAUGACAGUAAACGAUAUUGUUCACAGUCCUCUUUUUCUGAAUGCAGAAUGUAGAGCAAUUUUAUUACCUCGAAUUACUAUUUUGGUUCGAGAUUUAUUGGAAGCUAAAGAAGAGGGGCUCUCAAGUACGCCUGGAAAAAGCGUGGCGAAGGUAGCCAGGCUGCUCGGCGAAAAUCGGCAUCGGCUCAACCAACACCGCGGCUACUCUGAAGAGGUAGAAUUGUGUGUCAAGAUAUUAUCUGACAUCCUGGAAUUAACAUUUAGAAAAGAUAUAGGAAAUACAGUACAGGAUGUAAAGGAAAUUAUGCUCACUGCCUUGAGAACUAUUAUACAAACUGUUAUAUCAAUGGACAGAGAAAAUCCGCUAGUAGGAAAUUUAGUUUCAGUUAUGUUAGCAAUAUUCAGACAAAUGACACAACAACAUUAUGAAAUUUAUAUACAUCAUUUUAGAACUAAAUUUGAUUUGCUUGAUUUCCUUAUGGAAAUAUUAUUAGUGUUCAAAGAUUUAGUGUCAAAAAGCGUGUUUCCAGGAGAUUGGUGUGAAAUGAUUAUGCUUCAAAAUAGUAUUAUUUUAAAAUCAUUACGUUACUUCUCGGGCACUAUCAGGGAUUAUUUCUUUACCGAGUUUGAACAGCAAGCUUGGUCUAACUUUUUUCAUUGUGCAAUUGCAUUCCUGACACAACCAGCUUUACAAUUGGAGAUAUUUACGCCAUCAAAGCGUAAUCGUAUUGUUUCUCGUUACAAUGAUAUGCGCAGAGAAACUGCGUUUGAAAUACGGUCAAUGUGGUUUAAUUUGGGACAACAUAAAAUAUUGUUUGUUCCUUCUCUGGUUGGAGCAAUAUUAGAAAUGGCACUAAUUCCAGAGAGUGAAUUAAGAAAAGCAACCAUUCCUAUAUUUUUUGACAUGAUGCAAUGUGAAUUUUAUAGCUCGCGUAUCACUGAAGGAUAUGGUGAUACAAAAAGAGAUCCUGCUCAUAUAAAAGCUAAUUUUAUAGAAUAUGAAAACGAAAUGAUCGCGAAAUUGGAUAUUUUGGUUGAGGGAGGAAGAGGAGACGAACAAUUUCGUUCACUUUGGAUUCAAGUAAUGGGUAAUCUAUGUGAAAAGCACUCAACUAUGCGGGAACAAGGAUUACGCUUUGUUGAUACCGUAGCUAAACUCAUGGAACGUUUAUUACAAUAUCGCGAUAUUAUUCAUGCUGAAUCACAGGAACACAGAAUGUUAUGUAUCGUGAACUUAUUAGAAUUUUAUUCUGAAAUAAACAGGGAAGAAAUGUAUAUUAGAUACGUAAACAAACUGUGUGAGCUACAUUUAGAAUGUGACAAUUACACUGAAGCAGCAUACUCCUUGAAAUUACAUAGUCAAUUAUUAGCCUGGAGUGAUCAACCGUUGCCACCGCUCUUAAAAUCACACAGAUAUUUAUCAUGCCAAACGCAUCGCGAAUUAAAAGAAGCAUUGUACAAUGAUAUGAUUGAAUAUUUUGACAAAGGUAAAAUGUGGGAAUGCGCGCUCGCAGUCUGUAAAGAAUUAGUUGCACAAUACGAAGAAGAAACUUUUGAUUAUUUACAACUUUCAACGUUAUUAAGACGCAUGGCUAAAUUUUAUGACUCUAUAAUAAAACAAUUAAGACCUGAACCUGAAUAUUUUAAAGUUGCCUAUUAUGGUCGAGGACAUCCAGCAUUUUUGCAAAAUAAGAUAUUUAUUUAUCGUGGCAAAGAAUAUGAACGCCUUAGUGAUUUUUGUUCACGAACUUUAAAUCAAUUACCAAAUGCAGAACAAAUGAAUAAGUUGUCUCCUCCUACUCCAGAAAUAUUGGAAUCCAAUAAUCAAUAUGUUCAAAUUAACAAGGUAGAUCCAUUAAUGGACGAGAAGAGGCAUCGGUUUAGCGGAAAGCCUAUAACAGCAGAAGCAGUAUUAAGGUAUCAUCGAGUGAAUGAUGUACAACGUUUUCGGUUUUCAAGACCAGCACCAAAGAAAGAUAUAAACAUUGCUGUUGGAAAUUCUACUAACAAAGAAAAAGAAACAAAUGUCGUUAACAAUAAUGAAUUUGCUUCAUUGUGGCUAGAAAGAACAGUACUUGUUACAAGUCAUCCUUUACCAGGCAUUCUCAGAUGUUUUCCUGUCACAUCCAGUGAAACUUACUUAGUCAGUCCUCUUCGUAAUGCGAUUGAAACGAUGGAAGCUACAAAUACUGCAUUAAGAGAUUUGAUUAUAGCACACAAAGCUGAUAAUAGUCUUCAAUUACAUCCACUUAGUAUGAAACUCAAUGGUAUACUGGACCCUGCGGUAAUGGGCGGUAUCGACAAUUAUGAGAAAGCAUUUCUCAAUGUCGAAUACCGAACUUCUCAUCCCGAAGAGAGUUCUGAUCUUUUAAAGUUAGAAGGAUUGAUUGCUGAACAAAUUCCAUUGUUAGGUAUCGGCGUUCAGUUACAUAAAGCACGUGCUCCUCCUGAUUUGACUCCGUUUCACCAACGUUUAGAACAAUGUUUUACAUCAUUGAAAAAUCAUGUUGAGGCAAAAUAUGGGAAAAGGACAUGUGAUUUACAAAUUGAGACUUUAACUCAUACUGUAACAAUGCGAAGAACACAAGCUUCGAGAGGCGAUAAUCAUCGUUUAUCGGAGUCAAAUAUAACGAAUUCAGACUGUGGAACUCACUCCAGGGUAUCCUCUCUUACGAGAUCCCAAGUUGCAACAUUCAAGUCGCUCGCAUCAUUCAAUUUUAACAACAAUACACCCUCAUCUGGUACUCAAAACAUCAGUUUAUCAAGGAACGCUUCGAUACGGUCACAUAUCCUAUCAACAGCAUCUCUACAAAAAGCAUUAGCAAGCUCAAGUCCAGGGACGAAUAAGAAGAAGGAUUCGAAACGAAGAAAUUCACGAAAAAGUGAUUCAGCUGCGUCUACAAAAAGUGAUCAACCAACAAGUCAGUGGUAUACUACAACAGAUUUACCACAAACCACAUCGACUCCUGUUAUUCCGUUAAUGUCCAGUUAUCCUAGUACUCCAGUAUUUGAACUCCGUCAAGAGCUAACACCAAAGCGUCCUUUAAGAUCAGAAGUAGAGAAAGAAAGAAGAAUAAGUAACCGUUUAUCUGGGCAAUCUCAACAUUAUUUAAGAAAUAUAAAUAAUGGAAUAGAUUCAAAUAGUUUAGGAAAAGGGAACAGAGAUAGUAUUGGUACUACAGAUAGUACAGCGUCUGAAGAUGAUCUACCACCACCUUUACCUGUGAAAACACGCGAAGCUGAUUAUUGUAACCUGCCAGAGGAAUUAUCUGCUAACUAUUGUGGAACGGGAAGUAUAAAUAGUUUAAACCGAUCUUUAGGACAGUGGUCAAAAAGCAAACUUCCAACUCCUACAGACGAUCUUGACGUUCAAACGAAGCCGCCAACACCACCACCUAAACCAAAAAGACCACCUUAUAGCUUAAAUAAACUCUUGCUUUCUUCUGAUAUAGACAAGUUUAGUCAAGAUCCGUCCGUAACUUGAUCUAAAUUAUUUUAUGAUCAUUUGUCUUGCCAGUACGUUGAAAGCUGCAUAUAAUAAUAUUUAUAUAUAACAUUCACUUUACAAUAGGAAGUUAGAAAGUUACCAUCCCUUUGUACCUUUUUUGUAUAAGCAGAAUAAUAUGUACUAAUGCUAAACAAACACCAACAAGUUGGGUAACACAUUUGUGUUAAAAUUGCAUGAAUAAUGUGUUCACUCAAUUGUGAUGUUACUCAGCUUAUCUAUACUAUAUAUUAUAAUCUAUACACUAAUAAUAUUAUAACAUUUGCCUUUAGUCCAUCCAGUGGAGAAAUGGAUAAGCGAUAUAUAUCAUUAAUGGACUGGUGAUAAAAGUAUAAACAUAUUUUUAAAAAUUUACAAUUUUUAUAUAUUUAACCAGAAAUACGUUUUUAUCGCAAAUUUUUUUAUAAACUCAUUUAUAAAAUAUAAAUUUGAGAUUUCUUCGUAUAUACAAGCAUCAAUUAAUAUACUGUAAGCAUAUGUAAAUCACAAUAUCAUUCACAUUGAAAUUUUUAAUUCAUUAAGGAUUUUACUCCCUCUCUAUGAGACGCACAUAUAAAGUAUGCAUAAUAUACAUAGUAAAGAGUUAAUAUCAUAGUUUUAAUCAUACUUCUAUAGAUUUUUAUAUUACAUGUUUAUAUAAUUUUCCUAUAUAAUAAUUUUUAACAAAUUGUUAUUGUUGCUGUUGCUAUUUCUUAUAUUAAUCGAAAAAUUUAGAAACCUGCUUCUGGAUUUCAAAUACUUGUCCAGCAUCUGCUUUUGAUUGUUGGUUUUGAACUACAUAUUUAAUUUUAUUUUUCAUAAAGUAAUAUCAUCAAUGUUUAAUUAUUAUCCAAGCAUUACCAAUGUAUUGUGAUUUAAUAUAUUAAGGAAGGAUUUGUUUUAUAUAGCAGUUGACCUAGAGAUACCUAUAGACUUAUAAAAUGUUAAAUUAUUUGAAGAUUGGAAAUAAUUUUAUAUAAGUUUAAAGCAUAAUCGAAUCAUCAGUUGCAUAUUUGAUAUAUAGUAAAAUAAUGUAUACAUCAGUGACUUUAUAUUGCAUUUUAUAUCGGUAUAUACACCAUGACAUUAUUUUACAAUGAAACAAAUUUUAAUGUAUUAUUACAAAUUUAUAUAAAUUUAUUAUAAAACAUUACAUCAAUAAUAACACCAUUACAUUUUUAGUAUAUUUAAUAUAUGUAUAACAAAUUUAUAGUAUCAAAUCAAACAAAAUAUUAUAUAUCACUUUUUUCGCAAUCAUCACAUGAGUCUCAUACCAAAGAGAUUAGUGCUUUAUUUAUUUUAUUUACUUAGUAAGUUGUAUGUAUCAUUUAAGAAAUGUUAUAUAACAUAUAUUUCUAACAAAGAAAAGCAAACAAAAUCAAUCAUUUUUUUGUUCUUUUUAUUAAUAAUGAAUGGAACAUAAUUAUACACAUAUAGUUUUAGUUCGCUCUUUAAAUUUUACAGUUGAUAAAAAAAACAAAGUAUGUAGUGAAUAUUUAAUGUGCCAUUUGUUUCUUUUCCAAUGUUUAUAAAAAUUAUUGCAUUUAACUUACGGAUUACUGUAAUAACGUUAAAUGUCAAAAUUGGAAUUUAUUCGAUGUUGUAUACAAUACAUAGUUAUUUCUGUACACAUUUUAUUAUUUAUUUACUAAUGCAAUUCUGUACCUUUUCGCUUUUAUAUUUAAUAUAUUAAGAUAUCAUAUAUUUAUAAUAAAAAAGUUAUGUUGUCGCAUA
Molecule: messenger RNA, 7906 nt
Organism: Osmia lignaria (orchard mason bee)
Lineage: Eukaryota; Metazoa; Arthropoda; Insecta; Hymenoptera; Megachilidae
Gene: mbc
Product: dedicator of cytokinesis protein myoblast city
Biological process (GO): cell migration; small GTPase-mediated signal transduction; myoblast fusion
Cellular component (GO): cytoplasm; plasma membrane
Molecular function (GO): small GTPase binding; guanyl-nucleotide exchange factor activity
Source: RefSeq, a predicted model, not a curated record